GGGAGAAAGAGGAGGAGGAAGGACGGACGAUCAGACCCGGCCUCUCCUGCUGAUGAAAAGAGAAAGGAAGAAUGGACUACAGUCACCAAACUUCCCUAGUCCCAUGCGGGCAAGAUAAAUACAUUUCCAAGAAUGAACUUCUCCUGCAUCUGAAGACCUACAACUUGUACUAUGAAGGCCAAAAUUUGCAGCUCCGACACCGAGAGGAAGAAGAUGAAUUCAUCGUGGAGGGGCUGCUGAAUAUCUCCUGGGGGCUGCGCCGGCCCAUCCGUCUGCAGAUGCAGGAUGACCACGAGCGCAUUCGCCCCCCGCCGUCUUCUUCCUCCUGGCACUCCGGCUGUAACCUGGGGGCUCAGGGCACCAUCCUGAAGCCCCUCACCAUGCCUGACAUCCAGAUCUCAGAGGUGGAUGCACCCUCGGAAAGCAACCAGACACCGAGCCCCACAGACUCCAGCGGCCUGAAGGCCCUGCAGGAAGAGACCCCACAGCUGAUGCGCACGCGCAGUGACGUGGGUGUGCGUCGCCGUGGCAAUGUGAGGACACCCAGCGACCAGCGGCGAAUCCGACGCCACCGCUUUUCCAUCAAUGGUCAUUUCUACAACCACAAGACGUCGGUGUUCACGCCAGCCUACGGCUCGGUCACUAAUGUUCGCAUCAACAGCACCAUGACCACCCCGCAGGUCCUAAAGCUGCUGCUCAAUAAAUUUAAGAUUGAGAAUUCAGCAGAGGAGUUUGCUUUGUACGUGGUCCAUACCAGUGGUGAGAAACAGAAGCUGAAGUCCACCGAUUACCCCCUGAUUGCCCGAAUCCUCCAGGGCCCAUGUGAACAGGUCUCCAAAGUGUUCCUUAUGGAGAAGGACCAGGUGGAGGAAGUCACCUAUGAUGUGGCCCAGUAUAUAAAGUUCGAGAUGCCUGUCCUUAAAAGCUUCAUCCAGAAACUCCAAGAGGAAGAAGAUCGGGAAGUAAAGAAGCUGAUGCGCAAGUACACGGUGCUCCGGCUAAUGAUUCGGCAGAGGCUGGAGGAAAUAGCUGAGACCCCUGCAACAAUCUGA
This is a messenger RNA of Cynocephalus volans (Philippine flying lemur), 1052 nucleotides long. It is a transcript of the gene RASSF2, whose product is annotated as Ras association domain family member 2. Gene Ontology annotation, biological process: signal transduction; positive regulation of protein kinase activity; positive regulation of JNK cascade. The transcript is spliced from 11 exons. Lineage: Eukaryota; Metazoa; Chordata; Mammalia; Dermoptera; Cynocephalidae. Bases 72 to 1052 code for a protein of 326 amino acids. Gene Ontology annotation, cellular component: nucleus; cytoplasm. The record is from RefSeq and is a predicted model, not a curated record.